AUGGCAGAACCUCACAAGCCUGGCGACGGGCCCUCGGCGCCUUCGAAUGCCCCUUCUGCAGCGGCUGAGACCACAUCAACGCCCACUGGCCAGUCCGCUUCACAUGCGCCUGCCAACGAUGGUGACAAGCCUGGCCGCAAUAAGAACUGGGACGACAGGCGCCGCCAGAAGGCCAGGAGCCGUGGCGGCCGUGGGCAAGGAGGUCGAGGAGGCCGAGGCGAUCGAGACAAUCGCGACCGCGAUGGCUCAAGAGGCGACCAAGCCCGCAUACCAAACCCGCGCCCCGCUGAGCGAAAAACCCGAUUCGACCCGGCCCUCGUCCCCGAGUCCAACAUGAGCAUCCCCUUCUCCGCCGAGGAGAUUGCCGCCGAGGACCGCCGCCCCAAGCGCAAGGUCGCCGUGCUGAUUGGGUACGCCGGCACCGGAUACAAGGGCAUGCAGAUGAACCACCACGAGAAGACCAUCGAGGGCGACCUGUUCGCGGCCUUUGUCGCCGCCGGCGCCAUUGCCAAGAGGAACGCCGACGACCCCAAGAAGUCUAGCUUCAUCCGCUGCGCCAGGACUGACAAGGGCGUGCACGCUGCCGGCAACGUCGUCUCGCUCAAGCUGACCAUCGAGGACCCCGACAUUGUCAGCAAGAUCAACGAGAAGCUGCCUGAGCAGAUCCGCGUCUGGGGCAUCCAGAGGACCAACAAUGCCUUCAACUGCUACCAGGCCUGCGACUCGAGGUGGUACGAGUACCUGCUGCCCAGCUACUCGCUCCUGCCGCCCCACCCGCAGAGUUACCUGGGCAAGAAGAUCAUCAGCUCUGCCGAGGAGAAGGGCGUGUCAGAGGAACGCUUCAAGCCUUGGAACGACAUCAAGGAGUUCUGGGACGAUGUGGAAAAGAACGAUAUUCAGCCCAUUCUAGCCAAGCUGGACGACAAGACCCGCGAGGAGGUCGUACGAUUAAUGCAUCUUUCUACCGAGGAGAUUCAGCCAGAAGACGAGCCCAAAGACCUCUCGUCCACCAAGCGAAAAGCCGAAGAGGAGACUGACUCCGACGCCCCAUCCAAGAAGGCCAAGACUGAGCAGACCGAGGUUGACCAAAGCGCUGAGACGAUUGCUUCGGGAGACGCAGAGGUAAAGGAAGGGCAGGCUGAAGAGACCAAGCUCGAGGAUCCUACGGCAGCUUCAGAUCCGAUGGAGGUCGAUGGGAAGCCAACAGAUCCCCCAACUGAGAAAGUCGAAGACACAACGACCGAAAAACCCAAAUACAUACCCACACCCGCCGAGCUUGCCCUGCGCGAAAUCAAGACGGCUUAUGUGGCCGCCAAGCGCCGGUAUCGAGUCUCACCUGCGCGCAUCCAGCAGCUGCAGGCCGCGCUGGACCAGUACCAGGGAACCAACAACUUCCACAACUACACCAUCAAGAAACCCUACAAGGACCCCUCGGCCAAACGCCACAUCCGCUCCUUCGAGGUCAACCCCAGCCCCAUUCAGAUUCGUGACACCGAGUGGCUGUCGCUCAAGGUCCACGGCCAGAGCUUCAUGAUGCACCAGAUCCGUAAGAUGGUCGCCAUGGCUGUGCUGUGUGUGCGGUGCGCCGUGCCUGUCUCAAUCAUCAAAGAGACCUACGGCCCGACGCGGAUAUCCAUCCCCAAGGCGCCCGGUCUGGGCCUGCUCCUCGAACGGCCUGUUUUCGAGAGCUACAGCAAGAAGGCUACGGGGUCAUUUGACAGGGAACCCCUGGAGUUCACAAAGUUCGAUAAGAAGAUUGAGGAUUUCAAGCAGGAACAUAUCUAUAAACGCAUCUAUGAGACGGAGGAGAACGAGAACUCAUUCCACAUCUUCUUCCAUCAGCUGGAUAAUUUUGAGACGGACUCCUUCCUCUGGGUCACCGCACACGGCAUCGAGGCCGCGUUUCAGCCUAAGGAGAGAUAUGAUCCUAAGCUCAUCAAGGCUAUCCCAAAGGCAUUGCAGGAGGAGGAGGAGGGCGACGAGGACCCCGAGAACGGCGAGGGCUAG
Diaporthe amygdali is the source of this 2007-nucleotide messenger RNA. RefSeq lists its product as uncharacterized. The record is from RefSeq and is a predicted model, not a curated record. Gene Ontology annotation, biological process: tRNA pseudouridine synthesis; mRNA pseudouridine synthesis. Gene Ontology annotation, molecular function: RNA binding; pseudouridine synthase activity. Lineage: Eukaryota; Fungi; Ascomycota; Sordariomycetes; Diaporthales; Diaporthaceae. The transcript is spliced from 3 exons. Bases 1 to 2007 code for a protein of 668 amino acids. Gene Ontology annotation, cellular component: nucleus.